Messenger RNA from Volvox carteri f. nagariensis, 840 nucleotides. RefSeq lists its product as uncharacterized. NCBI's taxonomy places the organism in Eukaryota, Viridiplantae, Chlorophyta, Chlorophyceae, Chlamydomonadales, Volvocaceae. The transcript is spliced from 5 exons. Gene Ontology annotation, molecular function: fructose 1,6-bisphosphate 1-phosphatase activity. The record is from RefSeq and is a predicted model, not a curated record. Gene Ontology annotation, cellular component: cytoplasm. The annotation marks the transcript as partial. Gene Ontology annotation, biological process: fructose metabolic process; fructose 1,6-bisphosphate metabolic process; fructose 6-phosphate metabolic process.
CUGCGGUCGGCGGGCUCCAGUUACAGCGGCAGCACAAAUGCUUUUGGCGACCAACAGCUUGAGGUGGACGUGCAAGUCGACCGGUUGAUUUUUGAGCGGCUGGCCAGCUGCAGCGCCGUCCAAGGGGCGGGCAGCGAGGAGCAGCCGGAGAUCAGAACGCUGAGCGGCAGCGGCUACACGGUGGUCUUUGAUCCGCUGGACGGUAGCAGCAUCAUGGGGGCCAACUUUGCCGUAGGAACCAUAUUUGGAAUCUGGCCGGGGGCCAGCCCCGUGGGUCGCGCAGGUCGACAACAAGCAGCAGCAGCGUACGCAGUGUACGGACCGCAGACGAUAUUGGUCUGGGCCAAGCCGAGAACAGGCGCAUCUUCUGCCAACAUCCACGGCACACACGAAGUGCAUGAAUUUCUGCUGCAGGGCGAUGGGACAUGGCGCCUGCAGCGGGCGGGUGUUGCGAUAGGAUCCGUCAGCCGCACCUUUGCGCCUGCCAACCUGCGGGCCGCCGGCAGCAAUGAGGAGUAUGCAGCGCUCGUGCGGCGCUGGAUUGACGCCGCCUUCACGUUAAGAUACACGGGCGGGAUGGUGCCCGACGUGCACCACAUCCUGGCGAAGGGCAGCGGUGUUUUCUGCAAUCCAUGUUCGGAAGCCGCACCGGCGAAGCUGCGUUUGCUCUUUGAGUGUGCCCCCCUGGCAUUCAUCGUUGAGGCGGCGGGAGGUUGCAGCACGACUGGGCAGUGCUCCGUGCUGGACGUGGCCGUACGGACGCCCAACGACCGCUCGAAGAUUUGCCUUGGGUCCAGUCAGCUGGUUGAGGAAAGCCUACCCGCCAUGCAGGCUGCGUGA